AUGCCUGUCAGCGCUGAUCGGAGACGCGUAGCGGUCAUAGGCUCUGGUCUGGCAGGCCUGACCACCGCGUACCUGCUCAAAAGAGAGGGAGUCGAGGUCUGGAUCAUCGAGAAGUCUGAUCGCCUCGGAUUUCACUCUGCUUCUGUCGAGAUCCCACUCGGCCUCGAUGAGGCUGUCCAAGUGAUAGGACCCUCUGCUGGCAAGAAGCAGUCGAAGGGCCGAAAAGGCGGGCCUAGAUGGAUUGUUGACGUGCCAAUGCGGAGCUUUCAAGGAGGCUAUUAUCCUCUUCUGAUAGCGCUGUAUCGUCACCUCAACAUACCUAUGAUACCGACGUACUGGACAUUCUCCUUCUCCCAUCUCACCUCCACGCCGAAACCCGAUACCAAGCCUUACUUUAUCCAUACCGGAGCGUCGGGAUCAGCUAUACCCUCCUUACCAUCCAAGUCCUACGCGUCGCCCCGAGCACUCACUCGAGCGAUCGCCAGCUUCCUGGGAACUGCCUGUGCCUACCUUCUCUGGGUAGUCAUCGCCGCCUUGGGAUGGCAUGAUCUCCUACCUCUCCGCCACGGUCGCCAAACGACACUGCGGCAUAUGACCGCACGGGUCUCUCAUCACCUCACCUAUCCCCUGUCCUACUUCUCCCACUCCUUGCCACGAGCGUCGGCUCUGGCUUCGCCCCUCGGCAAUGUCUUCGAAGCCUUUGUAUACGACAUCAUAUUACCCCUCUUCUCCGCCGUCGGUACAAUGACCACUUCGGACGUGCUCGACACCUCAAUCGGCAGUCUGCUCGAUUACGUCCACUCGACCGUCGGGACUUCUCAUUUCACCCUGGCUCCUGGGAUCUCUGCUGGGACGGUCGCGAUGAGGCUGGCGGAGGAGGUAGGGGCGCAAGGAGAGGGAUAUCUGAGGGUUGGCGAAGAGGUUUUGGAUUUGGUGUACUCGGCAGGAGAGGGGAACAUCACGGUGAAAUGUCGAGGCGGGGAUAUCGAGGUGGAUCAGGUGGUUCUGGCUACGCAGGCCAGCGCAGCGGCUGUGCUUUUGGGAAUGCUAGAGAAGACUUUGAAAGCUGGAGCAGAGGCGGAAAGGAGUAGGGUGUCAGGAAUGAGGGACGCUUUGAGUGAGGUUGAAUAUAGAGAAACAAUCGUUGUCACACACAGGGACCGGUCAAUCCUGCCUGGCAAGGCAGAUCAACGCGAAAUCAACCUCUCCACUCCGCUCAGCACAACACCGCGCGGAUUCACCCAAGACGAGGACGUAGCAAUGACACCGGCGCUCUCCACUUCUUCUUCGGUGUCCUCUCCCGGACCCUCCAGCCCUGGUUCACCCUCGCCCUACGGGCAAAUCCCAUUUUUCGCUCCUCGCGAUGGCUGCGUCUAUACGAUGGGGACCCAUAUCGUACCGCCGCCUGCGUCCCUUCGUCAGCAAGGAAUAGACGUGGCGGAAGUGCUGCAGACUACAAAUCCGGUCUGCCCUAUCGAUGCAGAGACGGUGUUGGCUGUGUCUAGGAUGGAAAGAGCACUUCCAUUGCGCGACCCGACCAUUUUCAAGCGCCUUCACCCCUCGUCAUCGCCCACGUCGCAUCCCGCCCUGAUCCACCUUGCUGGCUCGUACGCGUACCCCGGAAUACCCCUACUCGAAGGCUGCGUAGGAAGCGCCAUCAACGCCACAAGUGUAAUUCUCGGGAAGCCGCGACAGGAAAUAGGCGGUCUGGACUGGAGUACAGGGAGAGGAGGUCGGCUGGGGAGGAUAUGGAGGUGGAGGCGAUCGGGGAUUGUAGAUCGCUGA
This is a messenger RNA of Dioszegia hungarica, 1785 nucleotides long. RefSeq lists its product as uncharacterized. Gene Ontology annotation, molecular function: oxidoreductase activity. The transcript is spliced from 5 exons. NCBI's taxonomy places the organism in Eukaryota, Fungi, Basidiomycota, Tremellomycetes, Tremellales, Bulleribasidiaceae. The coding region runs from base 1 to 1785 and encodes 594 amino acids. The record is from RefSeq and is a predicted model, not a curated record.